Molecule: messenger RNA, 1877 nt
Organism: Argentina anserina (silverweed cinquefoil)
Lineage: Eukaryota; Viridiplantae; Streptophyta; Magnoliopsida; Rosales; Rosaceae
Product: transcriptional adapter ADA2-like
Exons: 12
Coding region: 112-1806 (564 amino acids)
Biological process (GO): regulation of transcription by RNA polymerase II; chromatin remodeling
Cellular component (GO): nucleus
Molecular function (GO): protein binding; transcription coactivator activity; zinc ion binding
Source: RefSeq, a predicted model, not a curated record
GCUUCUUCCUGUAACCUUAGAAAUCCCGAAUCUGGAAAAUUAGGGUUUUGAAAUUAGGGAAAUAAUUAAUCAGGAUUUUACAUUUCCUUCCUUUCUCGACCCAAUCCGACGAUGGGUCGGUCCCGGGCUGUCGCGCAAUCCGCUCCCCCCGAUUUAAAUCAGAGUAGGGGUAAAAGAAAGAGAACAACUUCAGGUGCAGAAGCAGCUGAGAGUAGUAGUGCAGCACAGAAAGGUUUAGCCCAGGAGCUUAGUGAGCCCAAGGGAGCUUUUUACCACUGUAAUUAUUGCCAGAAAGAUAUAUCUGGCAAGGUUCGGAUAAAAUGUGGGGUGUGUCCGGAUUUUGAUCUUUGCAUUGAGUGCUUCUCUGUUGGAGCUGAGGUUACACCUCACAAAUGUAAUCAUCCAUAUAGAGUUAUGGACAAUUUGUCCUUUCCACUAAUAUGUCCUGACUGGAAUGCUGAUGAAGAGAUGCUAUUGCUUGAGGGUAUUGAAAUGUAUGGUUUUGGUAAUUGGACUGAAGUUUCUGAACAUGUUGGAACAAGAAGAAGGCAACAGUGUAUUGACCACUAUAAUGCUAUAUAUAUGAACUCACCUUGCUUCCCUCUCCCAGACAUGUCUCGUGUUAUGGGAAAGAGCAGAGAGGAUCUUCUUGCGUUGUCUAAGGGGUCUGGUGAAAUCAAGAAAGAACUCCCCAUGUUUAUGGAGAUAACGAUAAAAGAAGAGUCCCCUUUUUCUCCAGGAUUCAAAUCCGAAGAACCAAAGAAGCCAGCUGCUUCUAAAGCUUCAUCCCACUCAACUGCUGGUAAAGCAACAAAUAUUGAUGGUGCGUCUGGAGCUGGAAAAAAGGGCUCCCACAAAUUGCACAUUAAGGAUGAACCUAAAGUCACUAAAUUGGAAGAAUCUCAGCGGACCAUUGGAGUGAAAAAUCUAAGGAGUUUAGUGGAGGAGGGACCUUCUGUGACAGAAUUGAGUGGCUACAAUCACAAGAGGCAAGAAUUUGAAAUUGAAUAUGAUAACGACGCUGAGCAGAUACUGGCAGAUAUGGAAUUUCAUGAUACUGACACUGAUGGUGACCGUGAGUUAAAACUGCGAGUUUUGCAUGUUUACGGAAAAAGGCUUGACGAGAGGAAACGCAGGAAGGAUUUUGUACUAGAAAGAAAUCUGAUUCGUCCCGAUCCAUUGGAGAAGACUCUCUCGCCAGAAGUAAGAGAAAUAUAUCAGCGCUUCAAGGUCUUCAUGCGGUUCCACUCAAAUGAUGACCACAAGGAGUUUAUCAAGAGUAUCAUUGAGGAACAACAAAUUGUCAAAAGAAUACUUGAUCUUCAGGAGGCUCGAGCUGCGGGUUGUAAAACAGCUGCCGAGGCAAGUAAAUAUCUUGAGCAAAAAAGAAGGAAUGAAAGUGAAGAAACUUUGCUUAAGAUUAAGGAAAACGCUCAGGCCGGCACUAGCGGUAAAGUCUUGCAGCAGAUCAGUCCCCGGGGAGUCGGUAGGGGAUCAGCAAUUCUUCAUCCUGGUCCCUCUAAGGACUUGUCGUUAUCUACGCAAGCUCCUACCAGCUACAUUGAUGAUUGGGAUAUCAGUGGCCUAAUGGGAGCUGAUUUACUCUCUGAAACUGAGAAAAGGCUUUGCUGUGAGCUCAGAAUCCUACCAUCCCAUUAUCUGCGCAUGCUGCAGACCAUCUCCACAGAGAUUUUGAGCGGAAAUGUGAAGAAGAAAUCCGACGCCCACAGCCUUUUCAAGGUUGAUCCAAACAAAGUCGAUAGAGUUUAUGAUAUGGUAAUACGAAAGGGACUAACACUGGCAUAGUUAUAUUUCCACCAUGUACAACAUCUCUGUACAGAACUAUAUCUUAAUUGAAGAGAAGUCUCAUUUUUGUC